Molecule: messenger RNA, 612 nt
Organism: Brenthis ino (lesser marbled fritillary)
Lineage: Eukaryota; Metazoa; Arthropoda; Insecta; Lepidoptera; Nymphalidae
Source: the annotation of a GenBank genome assembly
AUGACCGUUAAAUUAAUUGUUUAUUUUCAACUUAUUUGGAUUUUAACUUUUAUACAAUAUUCCAGCAGCUUGAACCUCGGCCUUUUAUCUGGUGAUUUCAGACGAAAUUCGAAUCCUUUGAUAAUAAAGAAAAAUUCUCACCAUGCCCCUGUCACUAUCAAUAUAAAGCCUGGAGUGUCAAGACCACUUAAGUUACCCACGUCUUUACCCUCACUCAAACUCUCUUCCAAAUCGCCGGUAAUGAAAGCAAAACUUAAAUCACGUAUAAAAUCAGCAAUACGGUCUAAAAAAUUGCGUAAACUACCCAGGUUACCUAAAUUACCUCUCUUACCUUUAAUACCAAUACCGAGAUUACCGAAAUUACCCUUGUUACCAAUUUUGCCUAUUUUACCACCCAAAUUACCUAGUCUGACUAAAUUAAUGAGGCCUCUUCGUAUUCCAAUAUUAAGUAAAAUAAAGUUACAAAAAGCUUUAGGCUCGGAGUUAAAACCAGUAAAAGUUCCUGCACCAAAACCAAAAACAAAGAGGCACAUCUUGGAAAAAUUAUUGAAAUUAAAAAAAUCUGGAUCUUUGACCACACCAGAAUUUUUACGAUUUAAGAAACUUUUACUA